This is a messenger RNA of Blumeria graminis f. sp. triticale, 1749 nucleotides long. Lineage: Eukaryota; Fungi; Ascomycota; Leotiomycetes; Helotiales; Erysiphaceae. The record is from the annotation of a GenBank genome assembly.
AUGUCUCUCCAAGUGAUUGAACUCGAGGACCUUCACAUCAAGAAUGCCGCAUAUUCAAUGGAACUUGUGGUGACAUCGAAAGCUUUCUUUAGUUUCCCCCCUGGUUCUUCGUUCAUAAAUCUUGAUUGUUUACGGGAAGCAUUCGCAUCUGGUCGGAUUUGGGUCACUCGAGAGUCACCUUGUAGAUUGGACAUACAGAUAUUCAUCGACAAUCAUAAACUAAGAUCUAGCUCUGGGCUACCUAUUAUUGGUAAUAUAGGGGCUUCUCUCUGUAACGCAGAGAUUUGGAAGAAACUAUCCCUUGAAACCACUCUCUCUAUUCCAAAAGAAGAUGGAUUCGUUAUGAAUCAUCCAAUAAUAUCUAUUUUCAUCUUUCCUAAACCCAUGAACACUAAUGAUCAUGAAGGCUUUUAUAUUUCACCUCCGCCAGGAAAAACUUUAGUUGCCUCUUGUGAAAGACUUGAGAUGAAGCUUUGGCUUAAAACUAAGACUUCCCAUGUCGACGAGUCGAAAUUGGCAAAUGCUCAGAUCCGUACCAACGAUUCUAUCAUUUUGGACGAAGCAUCCAAUACUUUAUGCGAGUUUUUGCGAACAAGAAAUCCUCACUUUACCACAUCUGAGCUAGAUUCUUACAGCUUUUGCAAAUUGAGACCUUGUGAAAGUACAUCUAGUUCUGGGUGCAAGCAGCCUAUUUAUGGAUCUAGAGCGUACAGCAGAGAAUUUUCGAUUAUUCCCAACACCCUAACCCCAAAAUCCGAUUCUUUUCGACAUAUUAGUGUUAAUAAGAAUCGUCAGUUUCCAGGAGACAUCUUAAAAGCUUCAUGGAAACAAUGGUCAAAUUUAUCUAAGAGCUCGUUAUAUCCUAGUAAAUCAGAAAAAGACCAGCUAAUUAAAAUUACUGGCCUCAAGAAGUCCCAGGUUAACGGCUUGCUUUAUAGGUUACGACGAAAACUGCGCGCAGAUAUAUCUUUUGAUGAUGAAAUGCUUUUAGGCUCAGGUAUUGUUGCUCCAGAUUCGGGGUUACCCUCAAAUAAAUUGCACUAUAUGAGUAAUCAGGGCACUGUUUCCUCGGUCAGUGAUGCCUCAUGGUCACCGUUAGUAGAGUUACCCUCAUGUCAUGAUAAUAUUAGUGGAUUUUUCUGUCAUCAGGGCCUUCAAAGAGACUUUCUUGAAAUGUGUAAUGCGGCUUCAAUUUUCAAUAACUCAAGGCACUUGCCAAACAUCUCUCAAGCACUAGUUUCACUUGUGCAGAGAUCUUAUUCAUCAAGUCUACAGAGUAAACUGCAUCACAUUGUUCGAGCGAGUUCAGAACUUUUCGCCCAAAAGUUACCUAGAGAAGAAGUGGAAGGCACAAAUAAAGAUGUGACAGCCAUUUUGCAAGCUGAAUUAUGGGCUAUGUUGCAGAGAAAACUUGGUGACUCGAGUGCAAACAAAAAGCUUUUAUUUACUAACGGCAGAAAAACGAAUGAUGAAGAUGCGCCGCUAGAUCUUUCUGAUUUUAGUGAACUAGCCAUGAGUGAGGCGAGCGAAGAAAGUUAUGAGGACUUGAUAGAGGCCGAAGUUGAAGAUUAUUUUGACGACCCAUUUGAUGACUGGACUGAUACUCAGCUCCUAUACGAAAAUCAAAAUGAAAUGGAAGAUGAGAUUGGCAACAUGCUUCUUGACGAGUUGCCAAGAGUACUGCAAGAUGAUGAUGAGGCCAUACUCCUUGACAAACCAAAAGAACAGGAAUUUAUGCUUCUUUGGUAG